AGCUGGUAUAUACAAACCCAGCACCAAGAGGACUGCCAUGGGUGGGCAACAUCCUUGUUCCCCCGUUGAAAAGCCGGAUACCGGUGUACUCGAACCUGUUGGGAGUGAAGCCUCCUGUGGGCAUUGCUGCUCCGCUGGUGUCACCCAUCCCUCCGUGGGUGGACCUGAAUGAUAUGAUUUGCAUUGACUUUCUUCCUAUGCCAGUUAAGGAAAUAACGGAAAACAUGGCACAAGCAACCUUCAUGGACCUGCAUUGUCAUUGAUUAAAUUUUCAUACAUGAUAAAUCCUUGUGUCCCAUGUUGUUUUGGAACAGAUGCAUUAGAAAAAUUCCAUUCAAGUCAGUAACUAGAAUGCUGCUAAGACAGCUUAAUGCAUCAAGUUAACUCUGCAAUACUGUUGGAAAGUCAUAGCCUCACUGUUGAGUCAUGGGCAUGACAUCACUCACAGCCUCUGCACACCUGACCAACAGGGCUACUCUGCUCUUCAUCAUGCUGUUUUGUACAAGGAUCUUGCAACGGUGAAGAAACUUCUCAUGUAUGCAGAUAAAAGGUGCAUAAACAUGGAGAGUCAUGAUCGAUCCACUGCUCUGCUGCUGCUCUGUAAAAACUACUCAGCCUCAGACCUGGAGGAAGAAAUAUUGGCGAGCCUUCUACAUGCUGGGGCAAAUCCUAACCUGCCUGAAAAAGAUCCAUUUUCCCUGCCCUUAUUGUGCGCCUUGGAGAGACGCUGGUGGCGAGGAGCUGAGCUAAUGCUGGACGCAGGGGCGGACGCCACAGCCACGGAUUUUGAGCACGAUGAGCUGCCAGCCACAUUCUUUGCUGGGUAUAAUUUCGAAAUGCUGAGUAACCUUUUGAGUAGAGGAUGUGACUGCCCUCACCUCAAUGGUUGGAUAACUAAUAGAAGUCUAACAGACGCCCAAUUGAAGACUAUAUUGCCGAACAGCGGAUUGUCUAACCCUGAGAAUUAUGAGUAUAGGCUGGAUGUUCUGAUUGAUGCUGUCUCGGUGUCGUACCACGAGAGCGCUAUGUACAUUCUGGAUCAUUGCGCGUUUGACAUGCAGCAAUUUGAGCGUAUUAUCCGUUAUGUAUUUAAACCUAAUAAUGGAAUCAACUGGGCAGAUAAGAACAAGUAUAUAAUUGCCAUGAAGAAGAACAUCUUUAUGAGUGGGUAUAACAAGAACGAUCGACUGAUAUUACUGUUCAUGAGAUGCGCCAGGUCCUGCCCGAUGAUUGAAGACGGAGAAGAGUGUUGCGGUUCGUGCGACGUCAAUGUCGAACAAAUCUGGAUCAUUCUAGAACAUAUUAUUAGACUAGCCGAGCACAAUGGUCUACCCAUCGAGAAGUGGAAGCUAAGCAAGGAACGACUCGAAAUAACAUUUUUCAAUAUAAUACUGGCUGUGGCACAAUAUGAUUAUGAGGGCCCGCAAAUUGAUCUUAACGUCCUCAACCUUGUGCUGCUCGAAACAACUUUAUGUUCGGUUCCCCUCGUCUUGAAGCUCCUGCCACUGAUGAAACAGAAAGGCUUCCGGCUGACAGUGUCAUCUGCGGUAGCAUUCUUAUCUAGUCCAUGCCUUCAAAAAAUUUGCCUAAGUCUUCAAAGAACUUCCCGAAGUCUUCAAACUGACGUUGAUAUCCAAGCCAUUGUGCACUCGCCGGAGUCACCGUAUCGAAUUCUCUUAUCUGAGGUGACCAGGAGCUGCUGUGAAGAGGGGCAGUGCUGGUUCAGGUCGCCCAUGAUGACCGAUUUGUGUACGAGAGGCAUUGUAGCGGGACUUCAUAUCCUUGUGCUUAUGCCGCUCCAUCUCGGCGUGCACGAAUUAUUCCUGCACCCGAAGUAA
Molecule: messenger RNA, 1838 nt
Organism: Hyalella azteca
Lineage: Eukaryota; Metazoa; Arthropoda; Malacostraca; Amphipoda; Hyalellidae
Exons: 12
Coding region: 534-1838 (434 amino acids)
Source: RefSeq, a predicted model, not a curated record